AUGGUAAUGAUGUUAGAAUUCCAAUUAAAAGGUACGAAAACGGGUAACCGGUUGAACGAGUACGUCCUUCACUACGAGACGCUGGAUUACGAUGCGGACGCGGUUGCAGCCCAACACAGUCGAAAUAGACGAAGUGUAGUCGGAGGAGAAGAAGAAUCGUAUCUUCGGCUCCACUUUCGCAGUCACGGGAAACCAUUUCGUUUAAAAUUGAAAAGGGAUACAUCGUCGUUCAGUUCUGACGUCCAAUUUGUGUCUCAUAAAGGCCAUCCGCUGGACGUCGAUACCUCGCACCUCUACGAAGGGCAUCUCCAAGGCGAACCAAAAAGCAUGGUCUAUGGAUCGAUCAUUGAUGGUAUCUUCGAUGGCAAAAUCCACAGCCAAGAUGGCGUCUUCUACGUUGAAAAGGCCACCAAAUACUUUCCUGACAACAGCACAACUGCCAAGUUUCAUCGUCGCAAUCCAUUUCACUCUAUCAUCUACAAGGAAGCGCACGUCGUCGAUCCUUAUGAACAACAUCGCACAGGACAUGUGGGCGGUUGCGGUGUGACCGAUGAGGUGGCCGCCUGGAUGGACGACAUUCAGCACGGAGCAACUGACGAGGAAAAAGAAGACGAGAAAACCAACGAGAUCAAUACGAAAGACCGAAUCGUCGAGCUUGAAGAGAGUCUGCACAAGAGAGACCAUCAAAAUGGAUGGAAAACGGCCCAUCCUCGAUCAUCGGCCUGGUGGUACAAGUAUAGCCAUCAGGCCAACCAGCCGGAUGCAGAUCCAUCUGAUGGGGGACGGCGAGACAGGCGCUCAACUGUCAAAAACAACGUCAGCAGGACGACGUGCUCGCUUUUUAUUCAGACGGAUCCGCUGCUGUGGAGGCAUUUUUACGAAGCGGAGAAACGUAACGCAGACAACACGCGUAAAGAGAUCACGUCACUGAUCGCCCAGCACGUCAAGGCAGUCAAUGCAAUUUACAUGGAGACUAAAUUUGAUGGAAAAUUUCCCCACCGCAUGACUCGAUUCGAAGUUCAACGGAUCAAAAUAGAUGACGACGAGGCCUGUCAGCCUAACUACAUUGGAGAGGAAAACAAAUUUUGUUUGCCCAACAUUGACGUCUCCAACUUUCUUAAUCUUCACUCGCAAGGCAAUCACGAAGAUUUCUGUUUGGCUUACGUUUUCACAUACCGUGAUUUCACUGGUGGAACUUUGGGUCUCGCUUGGGUUGCUUCACCCUCUGGCGCUUCCGGUGGCAUCUGUGAACGUUACAAAGUCUACACGGAGAACAUGUCUGGCUACCCGCGAACCACCAAACGAAGUCUCAACACAGGCAUCAUCACCUUUGUCAACUACAAUAGUCGCGUUCCGCCGAAAGUCUCGCAACUCACACUAGCUCACGAGAUUGGACACAAUUUCGGUUCGCCUCACGAUUAUCCUAGCCAUUGUCGUCCUGGAGGUCAAAAUGGUAAUUACAUUAUGUUCGCAUCGGCCACUAGCGGCGAACGGCCAAACAAUUCCCGUUUUUCCAAUUGCAGCGUGGGCAACAUCUCGUCCGUUCUAGAUGCUAUCGAGGAAGGCAAAAAGAAGAAUUGCUUCACGGAUUGGAAGGGUGCUUUCUGCGGUAACAAGAUUGUUGAAGAUGGCGAAGAAUGUGAUUGUGGCUAUGACGACGAAGAAUGCGAAGAAAAGUGUUGUUAUCCUCGCGUUGUCAGCGAACCAGAUAGAGCCCUCAAUCCAGCUGCUCAAGGAUGCAAACGUCGACCGAGAACGCAAUGCAGUCCGAGCCAAGGCCAGUGCUGCGACCGCAGUUGUAACUUUGUUCCGGUUACUUCACACCAGCAAUGCAAAGAGGAUGGCGAAUGUAACGGAAAGGCCUUUUGCAAUGGGCUGUCUGCCAAAUGUCCUCCGCCGCCUAAUAAUCCUGACGGAACCGAAUGCAAUGGCAAUACACAGGUAUGUCAAAGCGGUGAAUGUUCUGGAUCCAUCUGCUCCAAGUUUGGCAUGAAGGAAUGCUUCCUCACGUCGAACGUCAUAGACGACAAACGCAAACUCUGCGAAUUAGCCUGUCAAAUUGGCAACGAUAACACGACGUGUAAAGGCACCUCUGAACUGUCUUCCAUCACGAAGUUGCCUAUUGGCAUUUCUUUACGUCCAGGAUCUCCUUGCGACAACUACCAGGGUUACUGUGAUGUCUUUCUCAAGUGCCGUGCGGUGGAUGCCGAAGGUCCUUUGGCUCGAUUGAAGAACUUGCUCUUCAAUCGUGAAACGCUACUCACCAUAGCUCAAUGGAUAACGGAAUAUUGGUGGGCUGUCUUGCUUAUGGGUGUAGCCUUUGUCCUCUUUAUGGGUGUCUUCAUCAAGUGCUGCGCGGUUCACACCCCGUCGUCAAACCCGAAGAAACAGCCUGCCUUGAGUAUCACGCAUACUCUGCGACAUCCGUACAGCACAUUGCGACGGAAGCGGCAUCAGCAUCCACAGCAGCAGCAGCAACAACAACAACAUGCAAACCCGUCAGCUCCGUACAUUGCUGCUCCUAAUCCAGCAGCUGGUUCUCACGGUGAACCAAGAAAUCAGUAUAAUCGACCCAAAGGCGGUCCAGCAAGUGGAUGGGGUCAUAGAGCCGAAUCAUCUCCGUAUGCUUACUCAGGGGGCCAAGGGGGCCGGGCCAAUGCUUACGAAAUGAACGUGCGACAACAGCGGGUGUGACAAGUUUGAUUCACUAUUAAAUGGUCAUUAGUAUUUUCUUUCGACCUCCCCCCUAUUCUCGUUUUUGUUUUGUCCUUCCUCAGACGAGAAGGCUGUUCUCAUUUCUCGGAUGACUCGUAUUCUCUAUACAUUUAAUUAUUAGAUCGUCAUGUCCUUCCAUCCACCAACUCAAUCCCUGAUAGACAUUGAAUAGUGUAUAGCUGCCUAAAUUGAACAAAUCAUUUACAGAACAGAAAAUGAUCCAAAACAGUCGAUUCGCAGGUACCGUCCCUUUCCCGAUCACCCCUCCCUCCCAUAAUAGGAAGAAUAACCCUCCUUUUUUUGACGGACCAAUUUUUCUCGUUCUCUUUAUAAAAAAAAAGAAGAAGAAUUUACAUCUCGUCCUUUGCAGGAAUAUCAUUUGCGUAUUAUCAUCGGUCUUUGAUGUGUUGUUGAACGCACCGGAAUCCGCAGACAAACGUGUGUUGAUUUUUUUAAUCAACACGCGUCACAACAAUUGCUGCUUUCCCACCCAGUGCGGUUCUACCUACUUGUCUCUGUAUAAGUUAUACAGUAUACAUAUUUCCGAAAUGGAUUCGAUGGCGUCGUCGUUUUUAACCCUCCACUCUCCCCCUUUCCCCGCAAAGCCACAAGUGACCUUUUGAAAACACGAAAAGUAGAAGUAUUACCAUUACGUUUCUAGGAAUCCUUCGUUGUCAUUAAAAUUCAUCAACACUUUAAAAUGGAGGGACUUUCCGUGAAGAAUAUUAACGUCACGCAGGUCAAUUUGUCACAGAAAAAUAUGGAGAUCAGAAACAAUUUGUAGUUCUCAGAGUAUUUGAAGCCUGGCACGCCAACAUGUCAAUGUAUCACCAAUUCUAUUUCGUUUUCCCGUUGGAGAUUUUUGUUUUCGUACAUGCACAUCGUAUAGGAAGUGCUGGGUGUCGUUUGUGCUCGAUAGUUUGAUCCCAUUAUUCGCCUCCGAUCAUCUUAUCUCUUUCUCUCUACAACUGUAUAUAGUGUGAAUGAUUUAUCAGCUGUUUUAAAAGGAGUGAAAAAGAAAAACAUGCUCGUUCCUCUUUGCCAUUUUUAAAUACGUGUUGUCAGUGUAGCUUGUUGCAUCAUUAAAUUCCGAUUGCAGAAAAGAACAAUCUCGCCGUCUGUUUCUGAUCACACCCUGACUUCAGAAUUUGAGUUCUUGCAUCCCCGAACAAUAGCUUUUUCCUCCUUCAGCUUGCCAUUUUUUCUUCCAUUUUAUUUCUCCGAUAAGGCGAUAAUCGACACAAAGAUUGCGUAUUCGGUGCCACUCUGCCACCAACACCACUACUACCCCCUCCAUCAACUUGUCUUUCAUUCGUCCUUGUUAUUAUUAAACAAAACAAACAAAAAAAGAAACUAGAUGUGCUGGAAGAACAAUACAACUGUGUUCCCUUACAAA
Molecule: messenger RNA, 4111 nt
Organism: Daphnia magna
Lineage: Eukaryota; Metazoa; Arthropoda; Branchiopoda; Diplostraca; Daphniidae
Gene: kuz
Product: disintegrin and metalloproteinase domain-containing protein 10
Exons: 12
Coding region: 1-2694 (897 amino acids)
Biological process (GO): Notch signaling pathway; membrane protein ectodomain proteolysis
Cellular component (GO): plasma membrane
Molecular function (GO): metalloendopeptidase activity
Source: RefSeq, a predicted model, not a curated record